Molecule: messenger RNA, 660 nt
Organism: Neospora caninum
Lineage: Eukaryota; Apicomplexa; Conoidasida; Eucoccidiorida; Sarcocystidae
Product: SRS domain-containing protein
Exons: 1
Coding region: 1-660 (219 amino acids)
Cellular component (GO): membrane
Source: RefSeq, a predicted model, not a curated record
AUGGAGCGUCUUCACAGAGGACACAAGCGGGGUUGCGUAAGCCCUUGCUUGGGUCCUUUCUUGCUCUUCCUGGUCGUCUUCCUUGAGACAUGUAGCAGCCCUGUGGUGGCGCUGAGUUCCGAACCGAGUGGAAAUGAAGGGAACGGUACUGUGGUGGGUAAUGCUGUAACCUGUACAUUGGCUGGCGAUGGUCCAUUCCAUGUCGUGCUCGAGCCCGUUCAGGGACGCAAUUCCUUUUCAAUAACCUGUACCGAUGGAGGUGUCCUUGUCCCCGCUGCCCAACUGUUCACGAACAGCUUUUGUUCGGUUCUUUCGUCCCUACAAGUUUGUUUUAACGAGGGUCCGGAUUACCGUGGUACCGAGUUCUUCGACGGUUUCUCCAGCACUUGGUGGGAAGGAGAUCCCAGGAAACCCCAAGAAGGGAUGACCUUCACCAUUCCUCUAACUGUUUUUCCAGAAGAAACGAAAACUUUCGAACUGGGGUGUUUGGACAUUGCUAAACAUCAUAUUUGUCGGGUUGUUGUGUCAGCUAGAAGCAAGGCCAGGUCCAUGACCAGUGUCGGACAGGCAAAGACUAGCGCCACUGUGGCUGUUACGGGGUCCUCGCCAACAGUCCUAACGAGCUUGGUACUGGCGAUGGUGGGUGCUGUUAAUAAAUGA